This is a messenger RNA of Durusdinium trenchii, 423 nucleotides long. The record is from the annotation of a GenBank genome assembly. Lineage: Eukaryota; Dinophyceae; Suessiales; Symbiodiniaceae.
AUGGAGGCUCUCAACAAGAUCGAUGGUGAGAAGAUGGACCAGCGCUUCCGGAGGGAUCGUAUCAGUGACAAACGGAGAGAGAAGUACCCCAUACCAGCCCAAGUGGAGUACAAUAGGAUGAAUUCAACGGUGCAAGGAGUGUUUCACCGUCAUGUCCACCAUCACGUACACUACUACAAAGACGAGAAUCAGCAGCAGCCUCCACCGGAGCAGCCGCCAAAGGCGGAUGUUGAAGGUGAGGGCUCAGAGCCUCUUAAGGAGUUCCAAACACAAAAAGGGAAAAAGAAACUCCCGAAGAGCUCAGGGAACAGCAAGUCUGUCGCCGAGAUCCUCCGCCCAGUGGAGUUCUAUCCAGUGGGUGCCGCUGGGGCUGGCUUGCGUAAAGCCAGGUCCAAGUCAGAAGCAAAGCUUGUCAGGCCCUAG